AAUCGUUUGCUUCUCUGAAUUCCACUUGCUCACUCGUUUUAAAAGAUGCCGCUAUUUUCAAAAAAGAUUACACCUACCACUAUUACAACCAAUAUUGGUAUGUCGUCUAUUUGUCAUUAGAGAGUCGCCGCAUGCUUGCCCAUGGUUCCAUGAUGGGCUCAUUUUGGACGCUUGUAGAAAAAGCGACCGACCCUUCCGCAACCGAACUGGACUGGUCGCUGGUUUUUCAGAUAUGUGAUGUCGUGAAUAAUACCGAAACGGGGGCCAAAGAAGCACGUAAACUGUUGCAAAAGAAAAUGCUGUCUACGAAUCCCAACACGCAAGUGAUUGCUUUGGAGUUAUUAAAUGCGUUGGCCGAAAAUUGCAGAGGAAAGUUUCAGAACCAACUCUCGGCAAAAUCAUUUGGCGAGGACUUGGAAAACUUGGCCGCUCACAAGGCGACGGACGAACGUGUGUUUGCCAAACUGGCUCAAUGUUUGCAAAAUUGGGUUAGUCAAUUCGGUUAUGAUUCUUCAUUCCAGGCCGUAAGACAUGUUCAUGAUAUGCUGAUGAGUGGAUCGGCCGCAAGACCGACCGAUCGACGUCGUGGACGGCAAUCGUAUGGUGACAGAACAGCCAGCGACCACGCAGCAAGCCAGCCUCGAGAUGCUAUGCGUGACGUGGAGGUUGCCAAGAACAAUGCACAACUCCUUUCCCAAACCUUGUCGUUCACCGAUCCAACACAAGAAGAUAUCACCAAAAACGAGUUAAUUCAGUCGUAUCAGACCAUUAUCUCCAAUCAUCUGCAAACAUGCGAUGAACCCGACGUCAUAUCGGCAUUGUUGGAAGCGAAUAAUGAGUUCAUUAGCACGUUUAAAGCGUACGACGAUAUGUUGGAACGAAGUGCGGUGGAUCAAGCGACACAAAACUCGUGUGUGGAAAAUGUUCGUGGUACUCGUCAGACUGAAACGGCCACGGGGACCGACGCUAAUGCAUCUGAAGCCAGUGCCAGCGGAGCGGGAGAAUCGUCAUCACCGCGACGAUCUGCAUCACCGCCCUUGGAACAACGUUAUAAUCCCUUUAAAGAAAUGCAAUCCAGUCCGAGCGUAGACACCCGCAUGCCGAUGCCAGAACAUCAGGCCUCGAGUACUGCGCUUGUAGAUCCAUUUGAUCCAUUUGCUGAUACGAAUGAGGUGCCUGAAGCACAAACCUCAUCGGGUGAGGCAGGCCACGUUAAACUACCCCCACCACUGACUCCUACCAAGAUGCAUAAUUAAGAAAGAAAAAGAAGAAAUGAGGUGUGUAUCCAUGGAUUGUGGGAAAACCAUGACAACAAUCAGCGGAACAGUCUUGAAUCAACGUGGGGAAUUAAGCCAAGUGACUCUAUUCUCACGCGGAAAUGAGAAGAAAAAGAUGCGAUUGUAUAUUGUGAUGCGACAGUGUCCCAUUUCACGCCGCUGAUA
Radiomyces spectabilis is the source of this 1442-nucleotide messenger RNA. RefSeq lists its product as uncharacterized. The record is from RefSeq and is a predicted model, not a curated record. Gene Ontology annotation, cellular component: endosome; membrane. The transcript has 10 exons. Lineage: Eukaryota; Fungi; Mucoromycota; Mucoromycetes; Mucorales; Radiomycetaceae. Gene Ontology annotation, biological process: signal transduction. Bases 132 to 1256 code for a protein of 374 amino acids. Gene Ontology annotation, molecular function: clathrin binding; ubiquitin binding; phosphatidylinositol binding.